Exophiala viscosa is the source of this 1425-nucleotide messenger RNA. Its product is annotated as transmembrane amino acid transporter protein-domain-containing protein. Bases 1 to 1425 code for a protein of 474 amino acids. NCBI's taxonomy places the organism in Eukaryota, Fungi, Ascomycota, Eurotiomycetes, Chaetothyriales, Herpotrichiellaceae. Gene Ontology annotation, biological process: amino acid transmembrane transport. The record is from RefSeq and is a predicted model, not a curated record. The transcript has a single exon. Gene Ontology annotation, molecular function: L-amino acid transmembrane transporter activity.
AUGUCGCAACCUCUGUACGACCACUCCGACGAGGAGAAGAAGGGCCAGGCCGGUGUCAACGCAUACGACACGGAUGGCGCCAGCUCGAUCGAUACCAUCACUGCUUUGUACAUGGAAGACAGCCAACAUGACAUCAAGCUGCGCACAAUGUCAUGGCAGAAGGCGGCCUGGCUGCUCUGCGGUGACCAAGUCUGUCUUGCCAUCAUGGCCCAGACAUGGUCGUUGUCUGUGUUGGGCUGGGUGCCCGGUAUCAUCACCAUGGUUGGCGCCGGUAUCCUCUUCUGGAUCACCUCCAUGACCAUGCACAAAUUCAUCAUGAAAUACCCCCAGAUCAAAGACAUCUGCGAUUUCGGAUACUACGCAUUUGGCGGAUCGAAGAUCGCCUACGAAUUCGCGGGAUUCAUGCUUCUCGCGAACAAUAUCCUGCUGAUCGGUUUCCACGUCCUGACUGGUGCCAAAAUCCUCAACACCCUGUCCGAUCACUCUCAAUGCACCGUCGUCUUCUCGGUCAUUGUCACGUUGAUAGGCAUUAUCAUGUCUACCACCCGUACCCUGAAACAUGUGUCGUUCAUGUGCAUGUUCUCGGCCUUCUUCAUGGCCCUCGCUAUUCUGCUCUUCCUGGUCUUUGCCGGCAUCGAGGACGCCCCAGGCUACGGUUACUACGGAGACUACCCCACUGACGGUCCGGUCAACACCUACGCUUUCCCGCUCCCCGGCACUACCUGGGUCGGAUGCAUGAACGCAGUGCUCAACAUCACAUUCUUGUGGGUGCCUCAGAUUCUGUUCCCGACGUUCAUCUCCGAGAUGGAAAAGCCCCAGGACUUCCCCAAGUCUCUGGCCGUGCUGACCGUCAUCUCCGCAUUCCUUUUCAUCUGCCCUCCCGCCAUCGGCUUCCACUACCUUGGCCAGUACUCAACAGCGCCAGCCUUUGGCAGUCUCGGCCCAGAGAAGUACAGAAAGGCUUCCUUCGCCUUCGUCAUCGUACCGACCCUGGUCAUCGGUUGCAUCUACGCCAACGUCACCGCAAAGUUCGUCUACUUCCGCAUCAUGGGCAAAUCGCGCCACGCGCACAGCAACACCGCCGUCGGUUGGGGCGUCUGGAUCGCUGUCAUGGCCUGCAUCUGGGCCAUCGCUUUUAUUUUCGCCGAGGUCAUCCCCAGCAUGGGUGACUUCUUGUCCUUGUUGGGAGCGGCCUUUGACUCGUUUUUCGGCUUCAUCUUCUUCGCGGUCGCCUACUACCACUUGUACAAGGGCCAAUAUUUCGCCGGCGCUUACAGAUCCAUCAUGACCGUCAUCCACGUCUUCGUCAUGGCCGUGGGAUUGUUCCUGCUCGGUCCUGGACUCUAUGCGGCCUGUGAAGCCAUCAUCGCCGACUAUGCGGGAUCGACGUCACCAGCCUUCAGCUGUGCCAACAUCUCCAUCUAA